Molecule: messenger RNA, 783 nt
Organism: Microplitis mediator
Lineage: Eukaryota; Metazoa; Arthropoda; Insecta; Hymenoptera; Braconidae
Exons: 4
Coding region: 136-741 (201 amino acids)
Source: RefSeq, a predicted model, not a curated record
UCAGUUUGAUUUUUAUCCUCACUCUAUAAACUAUUGUCUCUUCGUAUUGUUAAUACUUUUAAUUCUAACAUUAAAUUAAUAAUUUCCAUCAUUAAUUAAUUUAUCAGUGAAAAUAAAUAUCAACAUACAAAUAAAAUGAAAAAAACAAUAGGAUUUUAUUGGUUAAUGAUUACAAUAACAUCAGUUAUAUCUGUGAGUCAAUUAGGAAUAAAACCGUCAAAUAUAUUAGGGACUUCAGGACAACAUGCUAGCUUUGACUUCAUUCGGCCGGGGUUGACCCAGACGUCUUAUUCAUUCAAUGGCCCAAGUUCACAUCAAUCGUUUAGCUCAAGUAUCGGUAAUCCGCUGUUAGCCCAAAGGGUCUUGCCUAAUGUUGCUCAAGCACUAGCUUAUAGAAAUCCUGGACUAGACUAUUAUCAACAAACGCGGCCAGAGUUCUAUCAAUAUCCACAAUUUCCAGUAAAAGCAUCGUCAGAUACAGGAAUUCCUUAUCAACAAAAUUUGAUAAACAAUCAACAAUAUCAACAUCAAUUAAAUAAUUAUUUACGCCCAGACAUUUAUUACCAAAAUCAAUUAGCACAGAUGCUGUCGUUGCGUCAACCUCAAUUAACUUCUAUUGAGCAGACUCCUGAGCCAGUUCAAGUACCAAAUCAUCAAAAUUUAUUGGGCGUUGCAUAUUCACCGUCAAAUACUGUUUCUCAUGUUAAAAUAAGUGCUAAUGGUUAUAAAUAUGAUUUUUAAUUGUAAUAUUUAUCAUCAAGACUGUAUAAUAACAAUAUAAAU